GUCGUUACACCAAAACAUAGCGGGCCAAGCCUUUAUUAGGGUUUUUGCUGAUUUUCUUUGCGGAAACACCAAAAAAGAAACCUCUUGAGCACAUUUGUUUACUUCGAUCCCAAGAAUACUACUAUUUCAUCUUGUUUCAAUGGCUGCCAACAGUGCUCAAGCUGCGGCUCAAGCUGCUUUCGAGAAAGACCAGAUGUUUGGAAUGGCUGCAAAUGAAAUGGAAUAUAGAGUUGAUUUGUUUAACAGGCUUACUCAGACUUGCUUUAACAAAUGCAUUGAGAAGAGAUACAAGGAGGCUGAGCUAAAUAUGGGUGAGAACAGUUGCAUCGACCGUUGUGUUUCAAAGUAUUGGCAGGUGACAAAUUUAGUUGGCCAGCUCCUUGGUUCUAAUCGACCUCCUAUGUAAGCGGAAAGCUAACGGUAUCAUUUUGAAGGUUAAAUUUUUUGUUUUCUCAAUUCAGUGAUCCGCUGUGUAGACAGCAAAAAUUCUCUGUUUUCAUAUAAAUUUGAAUCAGCCCUAGUGGUUAAGUGAAUUUUUAGUAGCACACUUGAGAUGAUAAGUGUAUAACUGAUUUAGUUGAUAAAAAAAGCUAUUUGCUGUUAUUGGAAGGAGUGAUCUUACAUACUACCAAGUAAGUCAAAAUAGAUGUAGAAUAGUACUUGAGAAUUGUUGACUUUAAAUCUUUUACAGCUUGUGCA
Papaver somniferum (opium poppy) is the source of this 699-nucleotide messenger RNA. RefSeq names its product mitochondrial import inner membrane translocase subunit TIM10-like. The coding region runs from base 140 to 406 and encodes 88 amino acids. Gene Ontology annotation, biological process: protein insertion into mitochondrial inner membrane. The record is from RefSeq and is a predicted model, not a curated record. Gene Ontology annotation, cellular component: mitochondrial inner membrane. The transcript has 6 exons. Lineage: Eukaryota; Viridiplantae; Streptophyta; Magnoliopsida; Ranunculales; Papaveraceae.